AUGGCUAACGAUCAGUGGAUCUAUGACACACCUCCCCUCUCUGAUGUAGAGGCCAAGCUCAGGCCACUCCUAGUUCAGCUUGGAAAAGACAACAAACUAUUAGGAGUUCAGGUUUGCGCUUACAAAGAUGGAAAGGUUAUUGUUGACACUGCUGGUGGAUUGCUCGAAAAAGAUAGUGACCGGCGGGUACAGCCGGAUAGCCUUUUUCCAGUUUUUUCUGUAACAAAGGGAAUAACAGCUGGAAUGUUACAUUGGUUGAUCGACGCCGGGAAAUUGAAGCUUGAGGAUUGUGUUGCAAACAUAUGGCCAGAAUUUGGAUCAAAUGGAAAAGAUCACAUAAAGGUCCAUCAUGCGCUUAACCAUACAUCUGGACUGCACAAUGCCUUGGCAGACGUAGUGUUAGGGAACCCUUUUCUCAUGUCUAACUGGGAAGAGUGUUUAAAAAGCACUGCCAUGUCAGAACCUGAGACCGAGCCUGGAAAGGAGCAGACAUACCACUACAUAUCCUAUGGUUAUAUCUGCGGCGGAAUCAUUGAGCAUGCAUCAGGGAAGAAAUAUCAGGAGAUUCUUGAAGAAGCAUUCAUUCGCCCCCUAAAACUCGAAGGAGAGUUGUAUGUUGGAAUCCCUGCAGGAGUGGAAGCUCGGCUUGCAAGCCUUGCACCCUAUGGAGAUGAUCCGAAGAAGCUUUCAGAGAUUGGCAGCCGUUUGGACUUGCCCUCCAGCCUCAAGCCAGACAACAUUCAACAAGCUGCUACCAUGGUGCCUGCUCUAUUCAACAUGCUCAACAUCCGCCGCGCCAUCAUCCCAGCAGCCAACGCACAUUGUUCAGCACGCGCGCUAGCACGUUACUAUGCAUCCCUAGUUGAUGGUGGUGCUAUUCCACCACCACAUCCCACUUCCUCCUCGACACCACCUCUCGGUAGCCAUCCUCACAAUCCCCACUCUCCUGCUGUUGAAAACUCACCAUCCAGUCCUAAGAAAGAUAAGCUGUUCAGCAACCCCAAAAUUCAUGAUGCUUUUUUGGGGGUGGGGGAGUAUGCAAGUUUGGUUAUGCAGGAUGGGAUAUUUGGACUCGGGUUCAAGAGGUGCCACCACUCGAAGGACAAUUCACUUAUCGGCUUUGGGCACUCAGGAAUGGGUGGAUCUACUGGCUUUUGUGACAUACAAAACAAGUUUGCUAUUGCUGUAACUUUGAAUAAGAUGUCAUAUGGUGCUGAGACAGCAAGAAUAAUACAGUUGGUUUGUUCAGAGCUGAAUAUCCCAGUGCCAGAGGAGUACUCAGGUUUUGAAGACAGUGAUGCAAAAGUUUUGGUUAAUUGA
Molecule: messenger RNA, 1320 nt
Organism: Fragaria vesca subsp. vesca
Lineage: Eukaryota; Viridiplantae; Streptophyta; Magnoliopsida; Rosales; Rosaceae
Product: beta-lactamase domain-containing protein 2-like
Exons: 6
Coding region: 1-1320 (439 amino acids)
Source: RefSeq, a predicted model, not a curated record